CACCGCUUGUAGGCUUUUCGCUUUGCACAAAAAUGAGCUUCACCUCCACCUGCUGCUGCCAGUUGCCCUCUGCAGGCCUUAAGCUUUAGGGUUUGUACUCUUCUCUUUCGAAGGGAUCACGAUAAUCGCCGAAAUGAGUUUCCAGGAUCUGCAAAAUGGUAAAAGGCCUUCCUCCUCUGCUUCUGCAAUGUCCAGAAGUCCAUCCCAAGCGGUCGCCGCUGGUAUUUUCCAGAUCAACACCGCCGUUGCCGGUUUUCGUCGACUCGUUGAUUCCAUCGGAACCGCCAAGGAUACUCCCGAGCACCGCCAGAAGCUGCAUAAUACGAGGCAGCGGAUUCUGCAGUUAGUUAAAGAUACUUCUGCUAAGCUCAAAUCUGUGAGCGAAUCUGAUCGCGACGCUAACGUUAACCCAAGUAAGAAAAUUGAAGAUGCAAAGCUUGCAAGGGAUUUCCAAACCACAUUGCAGGAAUUCCAGAAAGUACAACAGCUUGCCUCUGAGCGCGAAUCCACUUACUCCCCUUCUCUUCCUGCAUCGUCUCUGCCUGUCGCGUCCGGCUCCGAAUAUGUGGCACCUGGGAUGGAUCAGGAUAUCCAACCUUUUCUUCAGAAGAGGCAAGAGGUUUUGCUUCUGGAUAAUGAAAUUGCCUUCAAUGAGGCCAUAAUUGAUGAAAGGGAACAGGGCAUUAGAGAAACACAAGAACAAAUUGGACAAGUGAAUGACAUAUUCAAGGAUCUAGCUGUUCUAGUUCAUGAGCAGGGUGUGGUUAUUGAUGAUAUCCAUUCCAACAUUGAAUCUUCUGCUGCUGCAACAACCCAAGCAAAAGUUCAGCUAGCAAGGGCUUCAAAAAGUGUGAAAUCCAGAUCCUCAUGGUGUUGGUGGCUACUGGGAAUUUUUGUACUGGCAGUGGUCAUCUUUCUCCUCAUCCUCAUUAUAAAGUAAAUGAGUACAUAUAUGCAGCUUUGGCUUGCCUUUCUGAUAUAAGUGUGUGUUCUGUGAUUUUUUUUUCCUUCUUAUUGUAAUUCUGAUAGUUCCUUUUUAAAUUAUUUAUCUAAUUUAGAAGUAUUAGAGUGGAAUGCUGGUCAUAAACUUUUUCUUUCUCCAAUUUUGUCCCUUUGGUUUGGUUUUGGUGAGCAACUGUGCUUUUGUACAUCUAUGAUUGUUUGUACUAAUUUAGUACUAGACAGAAUAAAUGUGGCUGUUAUUGUUUCUCA
Hevea brasiliensis (rubber tree) is the source of this 1212-nucleotide messenger RNA. RefSeq names its product syntaxin-22. Gene Ontology annotation, biological process: vesicle fusion; vesicle-mediated transport; intracellular protein transport. Gene Ontology annotation, cellular component: membrane; endomembrane system; SNARE complex. NCBI's taxonomy places the organism in Eukaryota, Viridiplantae, Streptophyta, Magnoliopsida, Malpighiales, Euphorbiaceae. The record is from RefSeq and is a predicted model, not a curated record. Gene Ontology annotation, molecular function: SNAP receptor activity; SNARE binding. Bases 134 to 940 code for a protein of 268 amino acids. The transcript is spliced from 7 exons.